UCCGGAGUCCGUCAGGAGAAGGUCGCAGCGCUCUCUCUGCUUCUUCUUCUUCUCUUUUUUUUUCUCCUACCAUGAAGAGACAAAACGCCCGGACUCUCGCGCUCAUCAUCAGCAUCCUCACCUACCUGGUGGUGGGAGCGGCCGUGUUCGAGACCCUGGAGUCCAAGCAGGAGAAGAGCCACAAGAGGAAGCUCGACGCCAGAAAGUACGAGCUCAUGCGUAAAUACAACUUGACCAAAGAGAACUUCGAGGAGCUGGAGCACGUCGUGCUGCAGCUCAAACCUCACAAAGCAGGGGUCCAGUGGAAAUUCGCAGGCUCCUUUUACUUCGCCAUCACUGUGAUAACGACGAUAGGUUACGGCCAUGCAGCGCCCAGCACCGACUCAGGGAAGGUGUUCUGCAUGUUCUACGCCCUCCUGGGGAUCCCGCUCACCCUGGUCAUGUUCCAGAGCCUGGGCGAGCGCAUCAACACGUUCGUCAGGUACCUGCUGCACCAAGCCAAGAAGUGCCUGGGGAUGCGUCACACCGAGGUCUCCAUGGCGAACAUGGUGACAGUGGGCUUCUUCUCCUGCAUGAGCACGCUCUGUGUGGGGGCUUUGGCGUUCUCUCACUCCGAGGGAUGGAGCUUCCUGCACGCCUUUUACUACUGCUUCAUCACGCUCACCACCAUCGGGUUCGGGGACUACGUGGCGCUGCAGAGGGACGACGCUCUGCAGAACGACCCUCGGUACGUGGCUUUCUGCUUCGUCUACAUCCUCAUGGGUCUGACGGUGAUCGGAGCGUUCCUGAACUUGGUGGUUCUUCGCUUCCUGACGAUGAACAUCGAGGACGAGCGGAGGGACGCGAAGCAGAGAGCGUUGAUGUCUGUUUGUAAGCCCAGAGGAGAGGUGGCUCAUUUAUUACCGGUGUCCACCUCCACUACGUCCACGACUGUAGCAGAAGACACGACAAGGGCUAAAGAUUUAAAAGGUGCUUACACUGAGGUGCUUCAUUUCCAGACUAUCUGCUCCUGCUUGUGGUACAGGAGCAAGGAGAAGGUGCAGGGCUCCACCAUGAUCCCUCAGGAGCUGACGUUCUCCGAUGCAUACCUGCAGCAGAACAGUGACUGCCCUCACUACAUCGAGCCCGGAUCUACUGGCUGCGUUUGCAGUCCGCGUCAGUGCUCGAGCAUAAGCUCCAUAACGACAGGCCUCCACCUUCUCUCUCCGUUCAGGAUGUUUAAGAGACGCAGCUCGGUUUAGCCUUCAACACGGCAGAUUUCUCUUCAGCACUCCGUACUGCCAAGUGGACAGCAGAUACUUGGCAGGCCCAGCGGCUAAGACGUGGCUGCAGAGUCGAUGUUUGUGGUGCUAUAAUCCCAGUAAACCAACAGUAGGACACACAAAGGGAAAAGCACAUACAGUACUGUAAACACAGAAGUCUUACUCAAAUAAUUCAGAGAGCAAAGCAAGUAAUCUUUGACUUGAGGUCUGUUAUUCAGGACCGUCCUGUGUGCUUAGACAAAUCAUGUAAGAAGCAGCAGAAAAGGUGCCGCACGAGAGGGUUCAGGUCAAGUCAACUGAGCAAAAAGGUGACACGAAAUACAUAAAACCUCCAAGACAACAGUUCCUCUUCUUGCUCCUGGUUUUCUCAGAUUCUGAAGGUUUUUGUGUCAUUUUCCUGAGGACAGAGUGUCUAUCUGUCCAUUAUUAAUCACACAGACUGCAUAUAAGUUGCCUUAGAAUACCCUUCAAGACUUACUCGAACAAAUCGUGAUUGUCAAAACGUUCCUGAAGCUGACACACACACUAAUAACUCCACAUGACUCACUCCCUGGGUGGCUGCCUCUGUUAUUGUGAUUUCUCAGAGCUCUCUGCCCAAAUCUGCCCGUGCAUCAGUCACAAACACGGCUAAGUUAUGUAACGUGACAAGUGAACAAGUUCAAAACAUCACGAACGUGGACAAAGGCUGCAUCAGGAACGUGGUGCAGAAACAUCAAGUAGACACUCAGUGGCAGUGACUGGAACACUCUUAAACUGGAACAACACUACAAAGCUUUUAAAAAAUACCAUGAGGCGAAAUUAAAAACCGUGACAGCUUCACGAAUCUGGUAUUUACUGCAGGGUUGUAAAAGCAGCGCCUGCUCACACUGCUGGGCCCUGAAGUCAGUCCUGAGCCAGUGCAGGUCUCCACACGGUGUUAUGAGUGUUUCUGCGACCAAAGCAGUUGACACCAAGAAACCAGCAACAAAACGUGCAAUAUAAAGGUAAUAGAGUUCAACAUAAUGACACCUCUCUGAUGCAUGUGUGCUAAAUACAGUGAUAGCCAUUUCUCUGCAUCAAGUGUUAGCUUAGCAUGGAAUAACAACUGAAAGCUUGAGGAAACAGCUUGCCUUGUUUACAAAACUCUGCUUAGGUGUCAGAUUUCAUUAUUUGAAUCUCUUAAUUAUGUGUUUAUUUGCUCCCACAUGUGUUUGGUUAAAGAGCAAUCCAUCAUACAAGUCGACAGAUAGUUUAGUAGACCCGCCUUAAUAGCGGUAAAAUAGGUCUUCAUCUGUAAGAAGUCCUUUCUCUGUCCAAAGUUCAAACUGCCCCAAAACAUAUAACACACAAUUGAACACACUAUAUCUUAAGAAUGUAGAAACAGUUCAAUAUUUUGGGGAGUUAACUUAUUUGUACGUCUGCCAGAUAAUUUACCCAACACCAUUCCUGUAUGCUAACUCUAAAUAAAAAGCUAAGGCCAAGAGUAAA
Molecule: messenger RNA, 2729 nt
Organism: Notolabrus celidotus (New Zealand spotty)
Lineage: Eukaryota; Metazoa; Chordata; Actinopteri; Labriformes; Labridae
Gene: kcnk3b
Product: potassium channel, subfamily K, member 3b
Exons: 2
Coding region: 72-1241 (389 amino acids)
Biological process (GO): potassium ion transmembrane transport; stabilization of membrane potential
Cellular component (GO): membrane
Molecular function (GO): open rectifier potassium channel activity; potassium ion leak channel activity
Source: RefSeq, a predicted model, not a curated record